Molecule: messenger RNA, 5744 nt
Organism: Dreissena polymorpha
Lineage: Eukaryota; Metazoa; Mollusca; Bivalvia; Myida; Dreissenidae
Product: transmembrane protein 237-like
Exons: 6
Coding region: 329-1630 (433 amino acids)
Biological process (GO): cilium assembly
Cellular component (GO): ciliary transition zone
Source: RefSeq, a predicted model, not a curated record
AUUAGAUAUAUGGUUUCUUACAUUCUGACAAUAUUUACUGACAAUUUAAUGUAUAAGCAAAUCAUGCAGGAUGAAAAUAUGAUUAUGUGACAUCAACACAUGAAACAAGAAUUGUUUGAUUUAACUUCAUGUAGAGUAAACAAGAUUGGAUAAAUUGAUAUUGAAUUUACCAAAGCCAUUAUAAAAAUUUGACAUGGGUUUUGAACAUAUAAUUAAUUCCAGUAUUUUUUAAUACGUACAUUUGUGUAUUUUUGUCUCUCCCGGACGCUACGUGCCUGCACAUUGUCUAUACAUAUGAUCAUUCGGAACGUAAAUAAGGGAUACAAAAAUGGAGGAAACCAAAGCUACGACUAGAAAAACAAAAUUACCUCCGCUUUCGUCCGAUAAUACCGAACCCGCCGACAAACCUAAGAAAAAAGUUGUAAGGAAGAAGAAAAAGGCACCAGAGGAACCUCCAGCAGAUGGUGAAAACCAGCCGAAACCAACUCCGCGACGAAAGAAAAAGGCCGCUGCAAGUGCAGACUCGACAACUGCCACUGAAAAUGGUGUGGGUGGGGAAGUGAAAACGCCUAAAAAGAAGAAAAAGGUUGUGAAAAAGACUGACACUACAGAGGUCGACCCGACCACAGCAAGAAGUGCUACAAGUCAAGGAGAAGAUGUUGACGGGAGCAAAGCAAGUUUGAUCAAGACGCCAAAAGAUGGUACGCCAAGAAAAAAGAAAGUCAAGAAGAAGGUGAAGAAGCCGACAGACACCGUUGAACCGGAGGGUGCCUUUGACAACACACUGGUGGCUGAGCUGACAGAUCUGCAAGAUGACAUUGUGACACACGAUAGCAAGAAGGAUGACGAUGAUGAUGAAGAGGAAUAUAAGAAACCUUACUCGACCGCGUCUCAUGCAAUGAAGUCUCAACCCACAGAGAAAUUCUACAUUGAAACUGAUGGAGGAUUCAAGGGAGAGAACAAGAGUAGGUUCAUCAAACGUCAAGCCGAAGUGGAAAAAGAAAAAGCAGUGGUGCGAGAAGAACCGAAAAACACGACAAUCGAAUUUGCUAUCAAUACGCAGGCAGUUAUUCGGACAUUCAGCCUCUUCUGCCAUGGUCUCUUGGCAGGUUUGGCGGUCUGGCACAUCGUUAUGGCAUAUAUUUUGUUAGAUUUCCCGUUGGAAGAUUUUAUUCUACAUUAUGGAAGGUUGGCUCUGCCAGUGCAGUGUAUAUUCUUUAUACUGCUGGUGAUUUGCACCGUUUCAGCUCUUGACAGGUUUGACAUUGCCAAUCCCAGACAGGGUUUCAUACUGAAGGCGUUGACCCUACAGAACGGCACUGUGUCUGUAGUGUUCUACUUUGCCGCGCUGAUUGUAAGUCUCGCUAAUCACGCCCUUGAAGACCAGAUGCACCUGUAUGACCAGCAGACACGCAACUUCACCAACUCUGCAGAAAAGGUGACCGUCAAAGAUUCAGACCUGACAUUGUGGCGUAACUUGAACACGUCUCGAAACAUUCUCACCAUAAUUGGCUGGUUCAUCAUCUCCAUCACACCUCUCACGGACAGACUCACGGACAAUCUCAAGCAGACAGAGGAAGAAGAUCUGUUGGGAGUAGAAGUGGACAAGCCAAAGUCAGCCAUUGCUUAAGUAGAAGUGGACAAGCCAAAGUCAGCCAUUGCUUGAGAAGAAGUGGACAAGUCAAAGUCAGCCAUUGCUUGAGUAGAAGUGGACAAGCCAAAGUCAGUCAUUGCUUGAAUGGGUGUCAAACUUUUUGUAGAAGUAUUUGCUAGGCAUGUAAGUCUUCUGAACAAGAAUCUGAGUCAUAUUUCUCUGUAUGCCCCAAUUAUUGUUUUAAAUAUUCCACUUGUCUGUCCAUCCGUACGCACAUCAUGAAGCUUGUGAUUUCAAUUUUUUUUUAGCUCACCUGAGCACAACGUGCUCAUGGUGAGCUUUUGUGAUCGCCUUUUGUCCGUCGUGCGCCGUCAACAUUUGCCUUGUGAACACUCUAGAGGCCACAUUUAUUGUCUGAUCUUCAUGAAAUUUGGUCAGAACAUUUGUCCCAUUCAUACCUUGAUUGAGUUCGAAACUGGGUCUUGCUGGGUCAAAAACUAGGUCACUAGGUCAAAAAAAAGAAAAACCUUGUGAACACUGUAGAAGUCACAUUUGAUGCCCAAUCUUUAUGUUACUUUGUCAAAAUGAUUGUCUAAAUGAUAUGAUGGUUGAGUUCAAAAAUGGUUCCGGUCCAUUGAAAAACAUGGCCGCCAGGGGGCGGGGCAGUAUUCCUUAUAUGGCUUUAGAGAAACCUUGUGAACACUCUAGAAGUCACAAUUUUUGCCCAAUCAUCAUGAAACUUGGUCAGAACAUUGGUUUCAUUGAUAUCUCGGACGAGUUCGAAAAUGGUCCAGAUCGGUAAAAUAACAUGGCCGCAAGGGGGCGCGGCAGUUUUCCUUAUAUGGCUAUAGUAAAACCUUGUUAACACUCUAGAGGCCACAUUUAUUGUCAAAACUUCAUGAAAUGUGGUCAGAAGAUUUGUCUGAAUGAUUUCUUGGAUGAGUUCGAAAAUGGUUAUGUUUUUUUUUUAAAACGUGGCUGCCAAGGGGCAGGGCAUUUUUCCUUAUAUGGCUAUAUAUGGCUAUAGUAAAACCUUGUGAACACUCUAGAGGCCACAUUUAUUGUCCAAUCUUCAUGAAAUUUGGUCAGAAGAUUGGUCUCAAUGAUAUCUUGGAUGACUAGGAAAAUGGUUACGUUUGUUUGAAAAACAUGGCUGCCAAGGGGCGGGGCAUUUUUCCUUAUAUGGCUAUAUUAAAAUCUUGUUAACAAUCUAGAGGCCACAUUAAUUGUCCGAUCUUCAUGAAACUUGGUCAGAAGAUUCAUCCCAAUAAUAUUGUGGACGAGUUAAAAAAAUGAUGCUGGUUGGUUGAAAAACAUGGCCGCCAGGGGGCGGGGCAUUUUCCUUAUAUGGCUUUUGUAAAACCUUGUCAACACUCUAGAGGUCACAUUUAUUUUCCGAUUAUCAUGAAACUUGCUCAGAAGAUUUGUCCCAAUGAUAUCUUGGAUGAGUUCAAAAAUGGUAACCUUUGCUUGAAAAACAUGGCUGCCAAGGGGCGGGGCAUUUUUCCGUAUAUGGCUAUAUAUGACUAUAGUAAAAUCUUGUUAACACUAGAGGCCACAUUUAUUGUUCGAUCUUUAUGAAACUUAGUCAGAAGAUUCAUCCCAUUAAUUGGUUGAAAAACAUGGCCGCCAGGGGGCGGGGCAUUUUUUCUUAUAUGACUAUAGUAAAACCUUGUCAACACUCUAGUUAUGUUAUAAAGAUCUGCUUUAAUGUAUUUUUACAAUGAAGACAAUGUUAAGUUAAUAUCCCUUCUAUUUUGCAUAUUAAACUUGCAAUAAUGUAUAGAUUUUUAAAAUAAAAUAUCACCAUUUAUUCAUAACGUCUUAAUUUUUUAAAAUUUAAUUCAGUUGUCGAAUCUUAAUGAAAUUUGGUCAGAACAUUUGUUUCCUGUGUAGUAAAGUUUGGUUUUAUUAUGUCAUUAUUAUGUACCCUUAACUGUUUUAUUUAAUUUUUCAUAACACAGAAUUUUCAUAAUUAACAACUGUUUUAGUCAUUAUUACUUAUGGUAAGCCUAUCAACUAAGAGAUAGCUGAAAGAAAGACAACAUGUACACAAUUUUCCGUAUCUAUCUCCCUUGUUUAACCUGCUGAGUCAUAUUCCCCAAUCUAUUUUAGUUCUGCUCUAGAAUUUGUUAGACCCCAGAUAUUGAUCAUUGCAGUGUGUAACUAUUUACCACUCAGUUUACUGACCCUCUCACUGUGCUGUAUGCCAGAUGUUAAUAUUAGUGGUCAGUAAUAAAAGCUGGUUGAACUAUUUGAUAUAUUUUAUUUCACAGUGGGAGUAUUUAAUGCAUGUUUUAACAAUUAACAAAAAAUGUGUAAUUUAAAUGGGAACUUCAUAUCAAAACAAGAUUCCAUAAUGAUUCACUCUAUAUAAUCAUAUUUAAGAUAUGUUAACAAAUAUCAAAUGGAUACUCUAUGAAAACAAUAAAGAAAUAAUUUCAAUUAUAAGUUUCUGGAGAUAAAAAACAGAAUCAUAAUAACCUUCAAAAUCAAGAUUUACCUUUCUUAUUUGCCGAGUUCAUUUAUCAAGAUUAAUCAUUUUCAGGCUUUAUGUAUUUAAACAAUGUCAGAAAAUUGAAAAUAAAACCGUAAUGAAUGAUACACAAUAAUAAUGAAAUGAAAUAUAAAAUUGAUACAUUUUCAUAUUUCUAAAUUGUUAAGUGUAAAACAGCCUACUGUUGAAUAAUAUGUUUAUAAAAUGAUUCAAGUAAACGGCAAUACCUUUACUUAAUUGAAUAACAACCAGUCAGCAGUGUCAUCCUGACCUGAAAUAUUUCCGCAUUACAUAAGUGCUCACAAAGUUACAUAACUCGUAACCAUCCCGUGACCAGUUCACCGUGUAAAAAACGAGACCGCACUACCACACCUGGAUAUGACAGUUGAGUUCGAAAAUGGUUUGGAUCUAUAAAAAAAAUAUGGCCGGUAGGGGGGGGGGGGUCUUUUUUCUUAUAUUUAUAUAAAUAAAAAGCUUGUGAACACUCUAGAAGUCAAAACAUUAGUUAUGUGGAUGUCUCGGACAAAUUUGAAAAUGGUCGUGAUAACAUGGGCACCAGGCAGUGGGGCAGUUUUCUUUAUAUGUAUAUAGUGAAAACAUGUGAACAGUCUAGAAGACAUUAUCUUCAUGAAAUUUGGACAUAUCUUGGAAGAGUUCAAAAAUGGUUCAGCUCUGAUAAAAAAAAACAUGGCCGCCAGGGGGCCAUUUGUUGUUCAUUCUUCAUGAAACUUGGUUAGAACAUAUGUUUCAUUGAUAUCUUGGGCUGCAAAGAACAGGUCAUUUCUUUUUAUCUCAGGUGAGCGACUUUGGGCCUUUCAGGCCCUCUUGUUAAUUUUUUUGUGGAUCCCUCUCAAAAUUUUGAAGUAUAAUGAAAAAGGUGUAUUUCAAGACAUGUUUUUGUCAUUCAUUAUUGCAAGUAUUAAAAAACGUUUAAGAUAUUUGAACAAAAUGAUUUUUUAAUGCACAUUUAUCACAUGUAUUUUAUGGUCAGCAAUAUUUUAGUAUAUAAAAGUUACAAUAAAGUUUCUUCUUGAGAUGAAUAAAUAAUAUUAUGUAAUCAAUUAAUGAAAACAAAUUACAAGAUUUCUUCUAAAAUCCAUCUUUAAGUCUGUCUAUUUGCUGAAUAGAAAAUCUAGCAACUGCUUUAGUACUUUGGAAAAAAAAGAAAUCAAAAACCAAAUCAAAAAUAAUUUGUAUCUGUUAAUCUUGAUAAAAAAAACAGUAGACACUAUUUGACAACCACAAAUAUGAUAGGUGGUUUGAACUUGUUUAUGUAAAAUUCUGUGAUAUUGUCAUCAUUAUGAAGGACUACAAUUGAAUGUUAUUAUUUGUAAAAUAGUAUGUAUUUAUCAUGACUUUGAAUUUAUAGUUUAUGUAUUUAGACACUGAACCAUUUAGUUUAUUUUACACAUUUGUGCAUUAUUUGUUUUGUUUUAAAUAGAAAUAUUGGACAUUUUGAAGGUUUAAAAAAGUAUGAAUGCAUCAGAGUGCUUUUAAGUGCUUUUGAAUACAUUUAAUAAAAAAUCUGAUUUUUAGGAUUUGAAAAAAAUGUCUGUCCACAUAAUGUAUUUAUUUACUGCAUCAUGUAGAUGUUUGAAUUGAAAAUAAUUGUAGCGAUCAUAUUUAAUUUAAAAUAAAUUAAUGUCAUUUGAA